This is a messenger RNA of Sugiyamaella lignohabitans, 1017 nucleotides long. RefSeq lists its product as uncharacterized. The transcript has a single exon. Bases 1 to 1017 code for a protein of 338 amino acids. NCBI's taxonomy places the organism in Eukaryota, Fungi, Ascomycota, Dipodascomycetes, Dipodascales, Trichomonascaceae. Gene Ontology annotation, molecular function: protein binding. The record is from RefSeq and is a predicted model, not a curated record.
AUGUAUGUACUAACAUGUCAAGCAUCCCGUGCCAUUUUUAUAGGAACAGUUCUUGGUCUGGCACUUACCGUGGGUGGUAUUGCAGGCUUGCAGUUUUAUUCAUUUCGCAAAAUCCAGGCCAUUCAACCUAUUCCUUCUGAGUGGACUUUUCAAACGAAACUUCUGGUUCAAGCGGGUGUAGAUAGCGAACAAGCUCAAAACAUUGAACAGGCAGCAAAGUACUAUCAACAGGCCAUUGAUGUUCUCCUUGGUAAAGACAAGCAAACUGAUAUUAGUACGAAGUCAAAACAAUGGCUUACUGGUUAUGCCGAUCUUCUAAUACGGUUUGGUCUUGUUCAAGAGAUGUUAAACCACAGACAAGAAGCCCGAGAAGCAUUAGAAGCGGGAUAUUCGAUGCCCGUGGGAACACCGCAUGUUAGAUCUAAAGCUGCUAUCCAGCUUGGGCAAUAUUCUUUGGAGAGUAAUAAAUUUUCAGAGAGUGAAAAGCUAUUUGUAGAGAGUCUGAAGGAAGUUGCAUCAGCACCAAUUCUUCAAUAUUUGGCGACUGGACCAUCUCCAGUCGUCCUGCCUGAAAACAUUGUUGCAAAUGACUAUCAAAUGGCACCCCUGAUAGAGCUAGGAAAAUUAUAUGUGAAACAGAAAAGAUACCAAUGUGCAUUUUCAUCAUUUUUAGCGAGCUUAAGAGCUCUACGUAACGCCAAAGACGUAUUCAUCAAUCAGUCAGGAUCAGGUGUGCCGUUAGAUUUACAUUUGCAAAACUUUGAUGUCAAAUGUAAUGAGGCAAUUAUUAUGAGUUAUAUAUCAGAGAUAUUGUGGAAAUUAGGGAAAAAACAGGAUGCCGUGAUUUGGGGAGAAGGAAGUUAUUAUGAGUCGUUUCCAAGAAGUCAUGGCGUGGUGGAAUGUCGACUUUGUGCAAAAAUGGUAGCUAACAAUCUUUACAUUAUGUACAGGAAUAUGGGCAUGUCUGAGCAAAGUGAGACUUUUAAAAAUAUCCAUGAGUCUUUAGAUUUUGACUGA